GAUCCCCGAUCUGUGGGAUGCAAUCAUUAGCGGCGGCAUCACUUACAACGGCGGCGGCGUCCUCGGCCCGGACUCACGCACCAGCAGAGGCAAAAUUGCUUCAGCAGUGUUUUUAUGUAGUUGAUGAUGAUUGGGUAACCUAUGAGAUAUGGCUCCACCAAUUAAGACGCCCGACAAAUCCCUUGUUCAGAGAUAAAAAUUUACCUCUUAAUGAAAGGGUACUCUCUUCACUGUCCAGGAGAACUGUUGCUGCUCAUCCUUGGCAUGAUCUAGAGAUAGAUUAUGUGCGUUGCUACCUUGAUCAGUACACGUCUUUGAACUGCUUUCCUAUAUGUUAUACGAGGGGCUGGGAGAGGCCUGAAUUUGAACAAGGAUAUGACAGCUUGACGGUGGCUGGGUGUUGGUGGAAGCUGGAAAAUCCCGAUGGUGCUGUGAUUGCUAAUAAGGUAACAUGCUAUGGAAGCAAAGGAUUGAAAAACAAGCUUCUCAAGGAGGGAGACGGGUGGGAGAAUUUUAAAUGUAGAGAUGAAGUUGAAGGGUUUAUCAUUAAUUUCAUUAUCCACACUUCCAUGGAUAGGACUCAAUUUCAUUCUAGCCUCACACCUCUCAAAUUUAACUUGGGUCAAGGUACACUUAAAGGCUGCAACAACAUGAGAAGUUGGUGGGAAUGGAUCGACCACUGGACUCGCUUAUUCUAUGUACCUCCUUUC
This is a messenger RNA of Striga asiatica, 710 nucleotides long. Lineage: Eukaryota; Viridiplantae; Streptophyta; Magnoliopsida; Lamiales; Orobanchaceae. The record is from the annotation of a GenBank genome assembly.